This is a messenger RNA of Acanthisitta chloris (rifleman), 669 nucleotides long. RefSeq names its product retina-specific copper amine oxidase-like. The annotation marks the transcript as partial. The transcript has a single exon. Gene Ontology annotation, biological process: amine metabolic process. Lineage: Eukaryota; Metazoa; Chordata; Aves; Passeriformes; Acanthisittidae. Gene Ontology annotation, cellular component: plasma membrane. The record is from RefSeq and is a predicted model, not a curated record. Gene Ontology annotation, molecular function: copper ion binding; quinone binding; primary methylamine oxidase activity.
AUGAACCCCAAACUUCCCUACAUUCUUCUUGUCGGGGCUGCAGUGAUAAUCUUCAUCCUCUCCUGUGUACUACUGAGCAGAGGCAGGCGAUCGCCCAGCUGUGAAUCCCAGCCCCAAGUGGUGGAGAAAACGGGAUCUGUGACCCAGAGCCUGGUCUUUGCCGACCUGACCCCCCAGGAGCUGGAGCAAGUGGUGCAGUACCUGCAGGGAAACCUCGGGGUGCAGCUGGUUGACGCCUCACGUGCCAAACCGUCAGACAACUGCAUCGCGUCCGUGGAUCUGCAGGUGCCCCCCAAGGCAGAGGUGCUGCGUUUCCUGGACGGUGGGGGGGCUCGGCCCCCACGAGAGGCGCUGGCUGUGCUGUACUUCGGGAACCAACCGGACCCCAACGUCACCGAGUACGUGGUGGGUCCUCUGCCAGCACCGGCGUACCACCGGGACGUCACGGUGCACAAGUACGGGGGGAAGGUGCCCUACCACCGCAGACCAAUGCUGGGCAGUGAGUACAAGCAGGUGAGAAUGUUCUUGGAGACUGUGGCUUUUGCUGCAGCCCCAACAUUCUUGCAAGAGGUCUUCGAAUACGACAGCACCAACGUGGUGUUUCAGACCACAGCCCCUCAUGGCUUCCAGUCUGGAGACCGUAAGUCCUGGUUCAUCCUGUUUCAGAAU